Molecule: messenger RNA, 2418 nt
Organism: Synchiropus splendidus (mandarinfish)
Lineage: Eukaryota; Metazoa; Chordata; Actinopteri; Syngnathiformes; Callionymidae
Gene: selenon
Product: selenoprotein N
Exons: 11
Biological process (GO): calcium ion homeostasis; skeletal muscle fiber development
Cellular component (GO): endoplasmic reticulum membrane
Source: RefSeq, a predicted model, not a curated record
UCGUCUGGGAGUGUUUGUGUCUGGGUAAGGAGGUUCGAAUCCCGCAUCUGCGGCUCCUGGCCUCGCCCGGCCAUUAUGAAUCCGUCCGAAUAGCCGAGGUGGAGUUCGAAGAUGUCUGCGGACGUGAACAAAACCGUCCCCGGGGAUGACAGCAGAAACCCGGGGUCCGAGUCCCGGUUCUCCCGAAAGAUGUGGACCGUGUUGCUGGUCGUCACUGUCCCGCUACUUUCUUUUGGGAUCAAGCAAUAUCAAGAUUACCGGCUGCUUAAACUUCACGAAGAAGGCGCCCGAGUUCUGGGAGCUGAGGGUCUUUUUCUCUUCUCCUCCCUGGAUACAGACCAUGAUUUCUAUCUCAGCCCGGAGGAGUUUAGACCCAUCGCUGAGAAGCUAACAGGGAUUUCUCCUCCAGCAGAAGCAGAAGAGGAAGUGAUCCACGACCCGAACGGGGAGACCUUGAUAAUUGAGGCGAAAAUGCAGCCUCUGCAGCUGGACUCUAUGACGAAAAGCAAGGAUGGCUUUCUUGGGGUCUCCCACAGCUCUCUAAGUGGUCUGCGCUCGUGGCAGAGCCCAGCAGUGCCUUCUUCUUCCUACUCUGCCAGCCAGUUCAGGAUCUUCCUUCCUCCCAAGAACAAAGUAGAGGUGGGCGACACUUGGUGGCUGAUUCCCAGCGAGCUCAACAUCUUCACCGGUUACCUGCCCAACAAUCGCUAUCAUCCUCCGACGCCGAAGGGCAAAGAGGUUCUCAUCCACUCACUGCUGAGCAUGUUUCACCCCCGGCCCUUCAUCAAGUCGCGCUUCGCCCCUCAAGGCGCGGUCGCGUCCAUACGUGCCAGCAACGACUUCUACUACGACAUAGUCUUCAGAAUUCAUGCUGAAUUCCAGCUCAACGACGUUCCCGACUUCCCCUUCUGGUUCACGCCCGGACAGUUUACAGGGAACAUUGUCAUCUCUAAAGACGCCUCGCACGUGCGACAUUUUCAGCUCUUUGUCCCCAGUGACAGAUCUCUGAAUGUGGACAUGGAGUGGCUGUAUGGAGCCAGUGAGAGCAGUAACAUGGAGGUGGACAUCGGAUAUCUACCACAGCUGGAGCUGAAGUCUGCAGGUCCGUCCACACCGUCCAUCAUCACAGACGCGGAGGGCAACAUCAUUGACAGCAGGGAGAGUGGUGAACCCAUCCAGUUUGUCUUCGAGGACAUUCACUGGACCUCGGAGAUCAGUCAGCUAGAAGCAGCUCGCCGUCUGGAGGUGACACUCUACCCUUUCAAGAAGGUGUCUUAUCUCCCCUUCUCUGAAGCUUUUGAGCGAGCUGCAGCAGAGAGAAAGCUGGUGCACUCCAUUCUGCUGUGGGGGGCUUUGGAUGACCAGUCCUGCUGAGGUUCCGGGCGGACUCUCCGGGAAACUGUCCUGGAAAGUUCGCCCGUCCUUGCUCUGCUCAACCAGAGCUUCAUCAGCAGCUGGUCCCUGGUCAAAGAGCUGGAGAGCCUGCAGGCUGAUGAACAGAGUCCUGAUCUGAGUGAAAAGGCCCGUUUACACCUGGAGAAGUACAAUUUCCCUGUGGAGAUGUUGGUGGCGCUGCCCAAUGGAACAGUUGUUCAUCACAUCAAUGCAAACUUCUUCUUGGACCAGACGGCCUUGAAACCAGAGGAGGAAGGAGCUACUUUCAGCUUCUCUGCUGGGUUUGAAGACCCUUCCACUUCAACCUACAUCAACUUUCUAAAAGAAGGAAUGGAAAAGGCGAAACACUACCUGGCACAGUAGUGUGUGUGAUGGCCAGGUGUUCAUCUACUCAAAAUAACGUUCACAUCUGCUGCACUCUUCUGUUUUCUUCCUCAUUGUUACCGUAACAGCUUUCUUUCAACUUUUAUUUAUUUUGCUUUUCUAGUUUUUCCAAACACCUUUCUAUGUGCUUGAACGUAGAGGCAACUAAACAGCGAUGUGAGAAAAUGUCUUGACAAUCUUGAACCACUCUGCACCUUUACAAUGAGUCAGCAUUUAAUAAUGCCUCCACAUUCAUGAUUUGAUUUGUUAGAUAAGCUUCUUCAACAUGUGGUCAUGUGACAUCGAUUGAGACAUCGAGUUAGAUCAAGUCUGAAACAAGCGAUGGAUAAAUCAAAAUUGUUCAAUGUAAACCUGUAUUACAAUAGAAACCACUUCAGUUGGUGCAAUAUUAUCUUGGGACUUCAGGGUGUUUGGAAUGUUUGUUUACAGAACGGCAUCUCUCCAAUCAUUGCUCAGCAGUUUGUGAUGGUUUUGCGUGAAAGCCUCUUUAAGGCAGUGCAGAACUUGAUGUUGUAGCUGGGGAUGGUGGCAGAGAACCGCUGAGCUGGCGUGAAAACACGGAUCUGAAUUUUGUGUUGUAUUGUUGCCGAUGAUUGUGACUCCACCAAAAGUAUGUUUUUCUAUUAAACCAUUAAAGUG